AUGGACAGAGAGGAGAAGGGAGAAGGGAGUCAGAUGAGAGAUGAAGGAAGAGGGGAGAGGAAGAAGGGAGAUGGGGAUGAGGGGGAGGGAAGGAGGGGCCAAGAAGGAGAGGGAAAAGGAAAGGAAAGGAGGGGCAGGACGGACAAAGGGCGAGAGGGGAGGAGGGCAGAGAAGGGAGGAGGACCGGGGCGGAAGGGAGGCCGGAGAGAAAGGGCAAAGGGAGCGAGGGGGACAGAAAGGAGGAGGAGACAGGGCAGAAAGGGGACGGGCAAGGCAGGGAGAAAAGGAGAGAAGGGAAGGGGGGGCGAGGAGGAGGGGCACGAGGGGAAGGGGGGGAGGCAAAAGGGCAAAGAGGGAGAGAAAAGGGAGGGGAGAAAGGGAAGAAAACGGGGACGGGGGAGAAGACAGGCAGGCAAGGAGAGGGGGCCCAGGAAGGGCAGAGGAAAGGGAAAGGGGGAAAAGGGGAAGAGAAGGGAGGGAGCGAAAGAGGAAAGGGAAAGGAGGCGGGAGAAAGGGGAAAGGGAACAGAGGAGGGGGAAGGAGGAGGAAAAAGGAGAGGCGGAGAAGAACGGGGAGAGAGGGGAAAAGCAAAGGAGAGGGGGCGGAGGGGGGAACAAGGGGAGGGGCAGGCGAGGGAACAAGAAGGGGAAGAGAGGGGAGGCAGGGAAGCGGGAGAGAGAAACAAGAGGGGAGGGGAAAGGACAGAGG
Ruditapes philippinarum (Manila clam) is the source of this 708-nucleotide messenger RNA. Its product is annotated as octapeptide-repeat protein T2-like. The annotation marks the transcript as partial. Lineage: Eukaryota; Metazoa; Mollusca; Bivalvia; Venerida; Veneridae. The record is from RefSeq and is a predicted model, not a curated record. The transcript has a single exon.